Molecule: messenger RNA, 823 nt
Organism: Daphnia pulicaria
Lineage: Eukaryota; Metazoa; Arthropoda; Branchiopoda; Diplostraca; Daphniidae
Product: alpha-crystallin A chain-like
Exons: 3
Coding region: 96-683 (195 amino acids)
Biological process (GO): protein refolding; response to heat
Molecular function (GO): protein folding chaperone
Source: RefSeq, a predicted model, not a curated record
AAAUAACCAAGCCUACACAGUUCGAGUAAGUUGAAGAGUCGAGUAAGAGUUGAAUUAACUGAGCGGAAAACAUUUUGAUAGCUUCAAUCACGACAAUGGCUCUCUGGAACUACGAUCCUUACACUUGCGUGGACACUACACGCCGUAGAGAUCCUUGGGGUCUUUUCGAACCGGAACCUAAUACUUAUUGGCCGGAGUCACAGUUUCUCCGUUCCCUCCGAUCUCACGGUGUUAUCGGAUCUCCCGCGAUUAAGCACCCACAUUCCACACGGGAAAUCGUCAGUGACAAGGAAAAGUAUCAGGUGACGCUACAAGUUGAAGAUUUCAAAUCUAACGAGAUUAGUGUUAAAAUAGUUGGCACUUCGUUGGUGGUUUGCGCUGAACACGAAGAAAAGGAAGACGACCAUGGACAUGUGUUUCGUCACAUUAAACGCCGAUAUAUUCUGCCUAAUAACGUUGAUUUGGAUCAUCUAAGCGCAACUUUGUCCGACAACGGAACUCUGGUUGUGUGUGCGCCAAAAAAGCCAGAAGAAACGCAGGAAAAUGAGCGUGUUAUCGAAGUCAAACAGUUAAAAUCGGAACCUGCAUCACAGCCGCCAUCCCAGGUGUCAAACAAACCCGAACAACAAACUGGGAAGGGUAAAGUUAACAUUCCCGUAAGUCACGAAAAAAGCAAAAAAUGAAGUUUUAACUUCAUGAAAGCCUCGAGGUUUGAAAUGAUCUAUUAUAUUACAAAUCUACGUGGUUUUUUCUUAUUUCAACCUCUCGUCAAUUCUUUUUUUAAUGUGAUGAUGAAAACCACUCAUACACUUUUGCUACAGUU